Zootermopsis nevadensis is the source of this 1684-nucleotide messenger RNA. NCBI's taxonomy places the organism in Eukaryota, Metazoa, Arthropoda, Insecta, Blattodea, Termopsidae. The record is from RefSeq and is a predicted model, not a curated record.
CCUGCCUUCUGAAGGCAGUGUCUUCAUCUAUCACGGUGAGUCCAGUUCACGGGCAGCCGACAUGACAGUGCCGUGUGUUAAGAGGUACAGCGUCUCAACACUCGUGACGCUAGUGUGUCUGCUAGCAUUUGUUUCGGCAGGCACGCAGGAUAACAUCGAAAAGUGCAAGCGUCAGAUAUUCAGAGAGCAGGUGCUGCCACACAGCGGGGGUAAGAUUCCUGAUGACGCGUUCCGGGCCGACCGGCUGGCCCUCAACAGACUCAACAAAGACGGAAUCUCCGUUCCCGACGGCAUAUUACUGGACGCGCGGCGCCACGAGAAACACCCGAACGUGCGUCACAAUUCAGACCUUGAGAUGUCCGUCAUCAAGCUAGUGCUGACGCCCGACGGGCGGUAUGUACCACCGGAAGGGCGGUACCACUACCAGAACCCGGUAACGGUGGACUCCACCUACGUCAUUCGGCCUCCCAUAGGCUCGUACAAACACGAGCUUGCACCACUGGAGCUACCGGCGAAGCCAGAGCCUGAGAGCAGCCUUCCCCUGUACGUGGAGGACACGGACAGCUACUUCUUCCAGAGCCACCAGAGACUGUUCUCGGAUCAUUUCUACCCGUUUUACACACCGCAGACGCUGACCACAGACCUGGACGCCUUCUUCGAACACUUUUAUAACCAUGGGCGACUGGUAAGGCAAUCUCCAGCCCGAAUCUACCACUCAGAGGGCUCCAAGAUACCGGGCACUGAAGGGAGAGAUUACCCCUCCUACAGCAACAUCCCAGAGACUGGAUUCGCCUGCAGUGAAAUUCGUCAGAAGGACAAAAUGUACGCGGACAAACGGACGAGAUGUCAGGUGUUUCAUUUAUGUCAAAAGGACGGCAGGCGAGAUUCCUUCAUCUGCCCCAAAGGAACUGUGUUCAACCAGGCUCUAAGUCACUGUGACUGGUGGUACAACGUCAAAUGCGGAUGAGAACCAGCGUCUCCACCUGGACUAGCUACAGGCGACGGGGGGCAACCUAACCUCACUUACUUGGCAUCGUAAUUACACUCCAAAAACGAUAAUAUUAAUACAAAAGCAGUUCUACAAAUUUCAGGACACUUACAAAGUUUAAUCUCCUCGUCUUAUUAACUACUAAGUACACUUAACGUUUAAGUGUAUUCUACAGUAGUUUAUUGUGACUACCGGCUGUGACGCGGAAUAAAUUCCUAGGUUUCCGUUUAUUUAUCGGUAUCUGCCCGAAAAUUAAACUUCUUGCUGAUUAUAUUUUCUAUUCAUGGAAUCAGAACCACUUGAGAAUGACACACAGUUCCAGCGACAAUGAUUUCCAAAAGAAAUAAAAUAUAUAUAAACAUUUACACGGAAAAUGGAUUAGUCGUGGUGGACCCGGUGGCCGCCUCUUUCACCGGACUUCAUGUAACUACUAAAACUCUCACAGAUGUCGUCGCUGACAUGUUACGUCACUCCCACAUCACAGCUGGCAGCCACCAGAACUUAAGUGUCACUGACUGUGUAUUACAGUGGCUUGCAAGUGAUUACACAAUAGGACAUUUCAUUUACGUGUGUCUUGGAAACUGUAAAACGCCAUUGUUCGCACAGUGAUUAUCGAAUAUGUAGACUGUCUUAUUCGUGUCUAGAAAAAAGAGGCAAGAAUAUUCGAAAAAAAAACACGGAUAAUCAGUGUUGCAA